Hirundo rustica (Barn swallow) is the source of this 2395-nucleotide messenger RNA. RefSeq names its product fibronectin type III domain containing 5 (gene FNDC5). Gene Ontology annotation, biological process: positive regulation of brown fat cell differentiation. NCBI's taxonomy places the organism in Eukaryota, Metazoa, Chordata, Aves, Passeriformes, Hirundinidae. The transcript is spliced from 6 exons. Gene Ontology annotation, molecular function: protein binding. The record is from RefSeq and is a predicted model, not a curated record. Bases 257 to 709 code for a protein of 150 amino acids.
GUUUUUAUGCUGGUUUGGCACCACUGAUUUGGGUGUAGCAGCGCAAGGGAAGGCACAUUGGGAUUUGCUGUCCUGGAUUCCUGGAUUUUAGAGCUGCUGACUUCACUACCCCAUCCCCCUCUCAGACAGCCCGUCGGCUCCAGUAAAUGUCACAGUCAAACACCUGAAAGCCAACUCGGCCGUGGUCACUUGGGAUGUCCUGGAAGACGAAGUUGUCAUUGGAUUUGCCAUUUCCCAACAGAAGAAGGACGUGCGGAUGCUGCGCUUCAUCCAGGAGGUGAACACCACCACCCGCUCCUGUGCCCUCUGGGACCUAGAGGAGGACACUGAGUACAUUGUGCAUGUCCAGGCCAUCAGCAUCCAAGGCCAGAGCCCUGCCAGUGAGCCAGUCCUCUUCAAGACCCCCAGGGAAGCUGAGAAACUAGCCUCUAAAAAUAAAGAUGAGGUGACGAUGAAGGAGAUGGCCAAGAAGAACCAACAGCUGCGAGCGGGGGAAAUUCUCAUCAUUGUUGUGGUGUUGUUCAUGUGGGCAGGGGUGAUCGCCCUGUUCUGCAGACAGUACGACAUCAUCAAAGACAACGAGCCCAACAACAGCAAGGAGAAAGCCAAGAGCGCCUCGGAGAACAGCACACCCGAGCACCAGGGCGGGGGCCUCCUGCGGAGCAAAUUUCCAAAAAACAAGCCCUCAGUGAACAUCAUCGAAGCAUGACAGCCUGACACCUGAGAGAUGGACUCCAUCCCUCACUCUCACUCUGCCUCUGAGCCGUGAUGACUGGGGAGGUGAAACAUCGUCGGAGCGAUUUGCAAAACAAGACCUCGUGAUUGUCACUCGCUGGCAUCCACCUCCUCAUCCGUGUUCUGCAAAACAUCAGGCCAGGAAGGGAAAUCCUGCAGGAAAAAAAAAAAAAAAAAGAAAAAAACAAACCCGAGAAAAUAAACCCUGAGAUCCAAACAAAGAAGAUGGAGAAGAAUCAGUGAUGCCGGAGCGAUCCGUGAAUCACCUGGGUUGGAGCAACGCCUCCCACGCUCCUCUCCACCCUCGAGCUCCAUCUUCUGGGACAGUUUUCCUGGUUUUUGGGAAUGCACAAGGUUCUGUUGUGUCUUUCUCUGGUCUCACUGGCACUCCAUCCUGGCAGUAUUCCCAGGCAUCAGGCACAUCCCUCUCCCGAGCAGGAACGGAGGGAAGCUCAUGGCAAACGCCACCGAGAAGCCGAAUUUUGGCCGCUGCGUGCUCGGGCCUUGCUUUGUUCAUCGGUGUGUGUCGUGUAACACGUCUUGCAGGUGGGUUUUUCAAACAAAACAAAACAAAAGGCAUCCCCCAGUUUUCAUUCCCACCAGGAGAAUUUCCCUGGUUGUUCUCCGGGCAGGCUGCAGCACAUUCUCCACUGCUGCUGUCUCUCCUCUCUCACACUGGUGCUCUUCACCUCAGAAAAAUCGGGGAACACUGAGGCACAGACCAACACGAGGGGACACCAGAAGCUGUUAUUUAGCUUCCAGGAUAAUUUCAACCAUUUUCUUCGUGGUAUUUUCAGCCUGGGCCUGAGUCCACCACCAAUGGGAUAAAAGGUCCAUGAAAAUGUAGCCAGUCAGCAAAAAAAAAAAAAAAAAAUAAAAUAAAAGAAGAAACAAAGAAAAAGACAAAAUACCUGAUGGUACCGGUUGCUAUGCAAGGUCUCCAGGAGCAAGAGCUGUUUAUUGUGGAAGGCUCUGGCCUGAGGGGCCUUUUUCUGAGGGCUUAAGUUCUUAAAAUGCUUCUUUUAGUAAAGUUUCCCUGUGGGAAGGGCUGGUUCUCCUGAUGGAACGGCAGGAGCCUGCUGGAGACAGCCCUUCCCAAAAAGGGAUGAGGAUGGAUGGGAAAGGGGCUGGGCUUCUCCCCUCUCUUAGGAAGUGCUGGAUGUUUGUAAGCUGACAGGAUCCCUGGGGAUUGCUGGUGCUCUGGAAAGCUGGGAGAUGCAGGACCAUGACAUGGAAAAGAUUUAUUCUUUGUAGUGUGCCAUGGGGGUAUCUGUAUUUAUUUAAUUCCUCCACAAGACCACUCCAUAUGCACUUAGGGGAUGAGGCAGGAUCUGACUUGUUCCAUCAAAUGCCAACAGGGGUUGGCCUGAGGAAGGCUUGGAGGGGCCUGGGUUGGGAAUCCCUGCAAAGAACCAGGCUGGCAGUGAGGAGCUGCCAUCUCUCCUCUUCCACUGUCACCAGCUUUUCCCAAAGAGCUGGUUUGGGAGAAAAGCACGGGGAAGUUCUCCUGCAGAUGUGCUGGUUCCAGCCAGGCCAGCCCCAAAGGUGUCUCCAGGAUCCUUUGCCUGAAUAUACUCUUCCAUCACCAAGAAGGAGAGGUCACCACCUCUGAUACAGACAGAGCAAUAAACAUUUUAUAAUGUACAAUAAAAGAUUAAAG